Molecule: messenger RNA, 1616 nt
Organism: Hyla sarda
Lineage: Eukaryota; Metazoa; Chordata; Amphibia; Anura; Hylidae
Gene: STXBP6
Product: syntaxin binding protein 6
Exons: 6
Coding region: 189-821 (210 amino acids)
Biological process (GO): exocytosis; Golgi to plasma membrane transport
Cellular component (GO): plasma membrane; exocyst
Molecular function (GO): phosphatidylinositol-4,5-bisphosphate binding
Source: RefSeq, a predicted model, not a curated record
AUUGGCUGCCCGCGGUCACGUGGGAGAUCCCCCAGUUUUGCAGCAGACGGAGGCAGGACAGUGCUCCGCAGAACAUAGUGCAGCCCGGGACCGGGAUUACCGGGAUCUCCGCUGUCUGCUGCAGUGCUGUGCCGGGGACAGACAUUACCAGCACACGGGGGUGAAGUUCCACCUUAAUCCCAUACGCCAUGACCGCUAAAUCCACCAUUAGUAAGGAGGUCUUCUCUCCCCAAGACGAGCGCAUGCUGGGGGCUGUGCUCGUGAAACGAAGGACCAAGAAAAAAAUUCCGUUCCUAGCAACAGGAGGUCAAGGAGAAUACCGCACAUACAUUUGCUUAUCAGUUACAAAUAAGAAACCCUCCCAAGUCUACAUUACCAAGGUAAAACAGUUCGAGGGCUCAUCUUCUUUCGUGAGAAGAUCUCAGUGGACUCUAGACCAGCUCCGACAAGUAAACGGUAUUGACCCUAAUCGGGAAUCUCCAGAAUUUGACCUUCAGUUUGACAAUGCGGCUGAUCAAUGGAUGGCAAGUUCUGGCUCCGAGAAAUUUACUUUCUUCCAAAUCCUGCAUCACACGUGUCAGCGAUAUCUCUCGGACAGGAAGCCUGAGUUCAUCAAUUGUCAGUCCAGACUGUUCUCAGGCAACAGUAUACUUCACUCAGCUGCCGACAGUGUAACUAGUGCUGUACAGAAAGCCAGCCAAGCCCUGAAUGAGCGCGGUGAGCGCCUCGGCCGCACAGAAGAAUCGACAGCGGAAAUGAUGAACAGUGCGCAACAGUUUGCAGACACUGCUCACAAGCUUGCCAUGAAACAUAAAUGCUGACACUCUCGACUGGGAAGCAGCGUCCAUACCUAUUUCCCCUGCCGAACUGUAUAUGCCAAAACCUCAGCACAAGGUUAUUAAUAAAAAAUAAAAUAAAAAAUAUCUUUGUUUUGAAUGGGACACCUACUGACUUCUUCCUGCCUCUCAUGUCGUGCUUCUCCGGCACAAGUGAUGCCAAUGCAACAGAACCCGAGAACUCUGGGAAUUACAUGCAGGGUACAGCAGCUUCCAGCAUCCGCUCCAAUGUUAGUAAUGCACGGACAUCACCUGGAACAUUAUUAUUAAGUAUUCGGAAGACGCUGCACCUUAAGGAAAGCCCUCGAGGCAGAACUUUGGAAAUGUGGGCAACUUAAAGUUGUUGAAUGAAGAUAACACUGUUUACUGUGAUCCAAAAAGCUUCUCUAAUGUGAAUGUGCACUAUGCCACUCCGGUGGCUGGUUAUGGAGAGGAUGGUGCUCCUUCAAGUGCCGACACAAGCGACUUCUUUACAUGUCUGGUUCCGAACCCUAAGUGUCUAGUGGCAGUAUUAAGCAGCUUUGCACAGACAAGCACUUACACAUUGUUUGCAUUGCCUUUCUGUGUGUCACUGGACACUGUGGUUCUUUUUCACCUUUUUAUGGCAGAUUUUAACAUGGUUUUAGCGGGUUUUUUUUUGGUUCAUCUUCCCCCGUCCAGCUCCAGUCUUUCAUGCCAGUAUUUGUAGGGCUGGCGUAUUUUUAACAUUUCCAUAUGUUUUAAUUUUAAGCCAUGUUGCAUAAUAAUAUUCCAAGCAAUAAAAUGUUUACGGAUACUGUC